Messenger RNA from Strongylocentrotus purpuratus (purple sea urchin), 4172 nucleotides. RefSeq lists its product as uncharacterized. Lineage: Eukaryota; Metazoa; Echinodermata; Echinoidea; Camarodonta; Strongylocentrotidae. The record is from RefSeq and is a predicted model, not a curated record. The coding region runs from base 1 to 1326 and encodes 441 amino acids. The transcript has 3 exons. Gene Ontology annotation, molecular function: catalytic activity.
AUGGGCUGGAGGAAGAGGUGGAAACCAAAGGAUAUAUUUCUGCUGCCCAAAACCUACCAAAAUCAAAAUUACUUUCCCGACAAAGAAAGGCAGGAGACAUUAGCAAAAGACGGAUAUGGAAGCUGCAGUAAUGGAGAUGGCAUAGAUCGAUCUUGGACCAUAGACCAACUUGCGCACGAGAUAAAAGGCUGUUUUCCUAAUCUCAAGGAUGAACUCACGACUGGGAUCGAAUUCGCUCGACUGAUGCCAAAUUCCCAGAAGAUCAGAGUCCAUAACCUUGCCGAGGUUGCUACUGUCGCUGAUCUAGAGAAACGCCAUGGCGUUGAUGGCCGUGGAAUCUUGGUAAUUCUUCUAAAGGGAAGUAAUACGUCUCUAAACACAGCGCCAAAAGAGUCGAGAGGGAAGCGUCGCAUCAAUCUGGGAAACAAGUCCCCAACGAAGCCACAAAUCCCUCAAAACCAGGUCCAGAAUGAGUUGAAAACCGUGGCGCAGUUAGAAGGGAUCAAGAUCACUCAUCUGAACUGCCAGUCUCUUUGCAACAAGAAAGACAAGCUGAAAGGCCUGGCUCUUUCAACAGACAUCGAUGUACUCACGGUGAGCGAGACUUGUAUGGGACCAAACCACUCGACCGACAGCUUCAAUAUCCCCGGUUACACCAUUAUGGCAAGAAAAGAUGGGUCCCCCAAAUGUACUAGUAAGUACCGCGGUGGUGUUAUGACAUAUGUCAAAAAAGAUUUGGCGAAAUUAGCAAAAGAGUGUAAUAUUGGCCUAGAGGAAGGCUUAGAAGCAGUCUGCGUUGUUAUUGAGCUUGAUAAGGAGGGACCUAGUCCAAGGCUAGCGAAUCAGGCCAAUUCCGGCGCUUGUAAGAUGAAGGCUCGUCUUAAAAUUAUCAAUGUGUAUGUACCCCCAGGAACAAGGGAUCAGAUUGCCCUGUUGAAAAAGUUGCAAAAAAGUAUGGAUAAUCUGAAAGCAGCAGAUAAACAUUGCAAGCAAUCUUGCAGUUGUGAAACAAAUUAUGUGAUACUAGGGGAUUUCAACUGCGAUCGUGAAACUCUUAAGACGUGUAAAAGCAUGACGUCUGUAAAGGGGGAUAAAAUCAAAGCGCUUGAUAAACUUGAAAGUAGCCAUGGCUUGUCACAGUUGAUAACAGAGCCUACACGGGUGGCAACUAGGAAAGAAAAAGGUCAGGAUACAUAUAAGACGACCGAAACCUUGCUUGACCUGGUUUACACAGAUGACCCAGCCAGUGUCCGAGGGUCAGGAGUGGUUCACACCACUAUGAGUGACCACUACAUGGUGUACUGCGCCUUGGGACCUGCUAUGUAAAAGGGUCUCCGUAAGGCAACCCCGUGGCGUUGCCGACGCACAAUGCUGCCUUUUGCGUUAAUAUUGUGCCCUAGGGGGAAAUCGGGCACAGACGCGUACACAGAGGUGGGGGGGGGGUAGUGUUUUGGGGGUUAACCCUCUCUCUCCCCAUCACUGAGCAAAAUAUUUGUCGACGCGAUUUCCAAAUUUACAUUUUCAAACACCCUCCUUCUUCAAAAAUUCUUGCGUACGCCACUGAUCGGGCACGAUGUACAUUCAUGACACAUACACAUUGAUGAUUUUAAGAGCUAAACAGCCAAAAUUGGUUGAUAUUUGGUGCAUAGACCAAAAAGAGUUAUAUUUAUUAUGAAAGGGAUACUUCAACUCAAUGUUCUGUAUAUAUAUACUGAAUAUUUUAUUAAGACUGAUAAGAAUAUAUUUUAGGACAGUUAACGCUAAUCUUGAAAGAUAAUGUACUUUCUGCCUUGCAAUAGACUGUGUCAUAAUAUGUUAAUUAUUUAUGACACAUAUACAUUGAUAAUUUUAAGAGCUAAACAGCCAACAUUGGUUGAUAUUUGGUGCAUAGACCAAAAAGAGUAUAUUUAUUAUGAAAGCAAUAUUUCAACUCAAUGUUCUGUAUAUACUGAAUAUUUUAUCAAGACUGAUAAGAAUAUAUUUUAGGACAGUGGAGGCUAAUCUUGAAAGAUGAUGUACAUUUCUGCCUUGCAAUAGACUGUGUCAUAAUAUGUUAAUUAUUUAUGACACAUAUACAUUGAUAAUUUUAAGAGCUAAACAGACAACAUUGGUUGAUAUUUGGUGCAUAGACCAAAAAGAGUAUAUUUAUUAUGAAAGCAAUAUUUCAACUCAAUGUUCUGUAUAUACAUGUAAGUAAACUGAAUAUUUUAUCAAGACCGAUGAGAAUAUAUUUUAGGACAGUGGAGGCUAAUCUUGAAAGAUAAUGUACAUUUCUGCCUUGCAAUAGACUGUGUCAUAAUAUGUUAAUUAUUUAUGACACAUAUACAUUGAUAAUUUUAAGAGCUAAACAGCCAACAUUGGUUGAUAUUUGGUGCAUAGACCAAAAAGAGUAUAUUUAUUAUGAAAGCAAUAUUUCAACUCAAUGUUCUGUAUAUACUGAAUAUUUUAUCAAGACUGAUAAGAAUAUAUUUUAGGACAGUGGAGGCUAAUCUUGAAAGAUAAUGUACAUUUCUGCCUUGCAAUAGACUGUGUCAUAAUAUGUUAAUUAUUCAUGACACAUAUACAUUAAUAAUUUUAAGAGCGAAACAGCCAACAUUGGUUGAUAUUUGGUGCACAGAACAAAAAGAGUAUAUUUAUUAUGACUGCAAUAUUUCAACUCAAUGUUCUGUAUACAUGUAUAUACUGCAUAUUUUAUCAAGACUGAUAAGAAUAUAUUUUAGGACCUUAAGGCUAAUCUUGAAAGAUAAUGUACUUUCUGCCUUGCAAUAGACUGUGUCAUAAUGUGUUAAUUAUUCAUGACACAUACACAUUGAUAAUUUUAAGAGCUACACUGCCAAAAUUUGUUGAUAUUUGGUGCAUAGACCAAAAAGAGAAUAUUUAUUAUGAAAGCAAUAUUUCACCUCAAUUUUCUGUAUAUACUGAAUAUUUUAUCAAGACUGAUAAGAUUAUAUUUUAGGACAGUUAAGGCUAAUCUUGAAAGAUAAUGUACUUUCUGCCUUGCAAUAGACUGUGUCAUAAUAUGUUUAUUAGUCAUGACACAUACACAUUGAUAAUUUUAAGAGCUAAACAGCCAACAUUGGUUGAUAUUUGGUGCAUAGACCAAAAAGAGAAUAUUUAUUAUGAAAGCAAUAUUGCAACUCGAUGUUCUGUAUAUAGGCCUACAGGUACAUGUAAGUAUAAUGAAUAUUUGAUCAAGACCAAUGAGAGUGUUUAAUCAAAGAAACAACAUUUCUGAAUUUGAAAAUACAUUUUUGUGUGUAUACUGUAACCCUGUUGUACCUAGUGAUGGGUUUGUAGAAGUAUUGUAGUCUUGACUUAAAAUUUAUAGGUCGUGGUUUGAUCCCCGACACGGCACUACUGUAAAUGUCCUUUGGCAAGGCAUUAAUCUAGAUUAGCCACACUCAACCCAGGUGAUGUAAACGGGUACUAUCUGGCAGGAAUUAUUUCCUUGAAAUGCUAUAGCACUGUCAUGACAGCUAGGCUGAAGCCGGGAUGAUAAUUCAUUUGUGUGCCUCAGAAUAGUAAAUGCCUUUAAUUAUUAUUUUACCAAAUUUUGCUUGAAAACUCACACAAACAGUUUAAUUUCAAGAAUACAUGUACUUAAAUACACAGUUCUGAGUAGUUAGCAGUUCUAGAAUAUGCAUAAAGGUAGAGACGACUCGUUAUGUCUGAGCUUAUAUAUUUAAUUUUUACCUUUGGAAAUUCAAUUCAUAAGAUAGAAAGCCAAGGACUUUUACACUUUUAUUAUGCUUAAUUGCUACAGAGUGUCAACAAAUGUGUUGAUAUUUAGUUGGUAUGAACUCUAGGGCAAAUUAUCAUUUUUCCCAAUGCUACUUUAAUUAACCUGUCGGCAUACAUCUUUAGACAAGAAGUGUUUGUUGUGUAUGUAGAGGCAACAUUGUAUAAAAAGGCAAUGACUGUAAUGUGCUUUUGUAAAUGCAAUUUAUGGAAUGCAGUACGCAGAGUUAAGUGUAAAUUCUGAUUUUUGUAUAGUUUUUGUGUGUGUAUGUAAUGCAUAUGUAAUAUGUACAUGUAGAACAUGUUUUUUUUAUAAAAACCAGGAAAGGGAAUUGAUAUUUUGGGGUAAAUGCUCCGCAAUAGCUACACAUUUAAAGGUCGGGUGAAAUCAAAAUAUACAUGUACAUGUAAGUUGAUUCAUGUUGAUGUGCAGG